AUGAGUGUGCUGUCAAUAACGAUUUGCAUCUGCUGGCGCCUGCUCCUAUCGUCUCUGUUUCUAGCUGCCUUCAUCUGGAUAUGCUUGCGAACCGUCUACAGAAGAAGCCUUCAGUCCGCUAAUCACCAACGUCGGAAGUCAUUGCUCAAUACUCUGGGAUAUACAGACGCGGAAAAGAAACGCGUAGUGGGAUUUUUUCAUCCUUAUUGCAAUGCUGGCGGGGGCGGCGAACGGGUUCUUUGGACCGCCAUAGCCGGGAUGCAACGCACGGAUCCUGAUAUUGUCAGUGUUGUGUACAGUGGAGAUGUCGAUGCUACAAAAGAAGAGAUUAUCGCAAAAGUCAAGUCGAGGUUCAAUAUCGAACUGGAUCCUACACUUUUGCACUUUGUAUUCCUUCGUUCGCGAUACCUGGUCGAAGAUUCUGCCUGGCCCAGAUUCACGCUACUCGGCCAAAGUCUGGGUUCCAUGCGCCUUGCUUGGGAAGCCAUGCACCAACUCAUACCAGACCUAUACAUUGACACAAUGGGAUACGCGUUCACUUUUCAUAUCGUUUCUUUGUUGGGCAAAAUACCUAUCGGAGCAUACGUUCACUAUCCUACUAUCAGCACAGAUAUGUUGGCUCGCGUUGAAUCCAGGAAGAAAUGGCACACAAAUACAGAUGCAAUCUCAUCUUCUAUUAUUUUAAGCCGUAUAAAGCUUCUGUAUUAUCGCUUAUUCAUGUACUAUUACGCCCAUUCCCUCCGAGCGUGCAAUUUCAUUAUGGUCAACUCCUCUUGGACGAAGAACCAUGUCGAUUCUAUUCUAAACCACUCCGACACGCUUAUGGACGCACUUCACCCUCUACUCGCCUUCAAGUCUCUUAUGACCAAGAAUGCACCUGAGCACGCCAGAAUUGUGUAUCCGCCUUGUGAUACCAGCGAAAUGGCCCAAUUCCCUUUAUUACCCCGCGAACGUAUUGUGUUAAGUGUCGCCCAAUUCAGGCCAGAGAAGGAUCACAAAGAGCAACUAAACGCAUUCCAUCUGCUUCUAGAAAAAUUCCCAGAAUACAAGGGAGAGGGGGGAAAGGGUGUAAAAUUGGUGGUUGUAGGUGGAAGUCGUAACGAAGGCGACGCGAAUCGCGUCGCAGAACUUCGCAAGCAAGCUCAGGAACUUGGAAUCGAGCCAUAUACAGACUUUAUUAUCAAUGCAUCUUAUCCUAUUGUCUUGGACUUGCUAUCAAAGGCCAGUAUCGGACUCAGCACCAUGGUGGAUGAACAUUUCGGAAUCAACGUGGUAGAGUUUAUGGCUGCUGGGGUUAUCCCCAUCGCACACGCUUCUGGGGGUCCAUUGAAAGAUAUCAUUGUCCCCUUCAACGGAGAACCGACUGGAUUUCACGCUCGCACUACGCAGGAGUUUGCGGAUGCAAUGCACACCGUUUUAUCUUUGAACCCUGAGGAGGAGUCCGGGAUGAGGUGGAGAGCGCGUGCAUGGGCGGUUCAAAGAUUUUCAGAAGAAGAAUUCGAAAGGGGGUGGAACGAGAGCGGUUGGCGAUUGUGGCUAACAUCUCCUCGGAAGGUCGAGUAA
This is a messenger RNA of Psilocybe cubensis, 1563 nucleotides long. RefSeq lists its product as uncharacterized. Gene Ontology annotation, molecular function: GDP-Man:Man(3)GlcNAc(2)-PP-Dol alpha-1,2-mannosyltransferase activity. Bases 1 to 1563 code for a protein of 520 amino acids. The transcript is spliced from 9 exons. Gene Ontology annotation, cellular component: endoplasmic reticulum membrane. Gene Ontology annotation, biological process: protein N-linked glycosylation. NCBI's taxonomy places the organism in Eukaryota, Fungi, Basidiomycota, Agaricomycetes, Agaricales, Agrocybaceae. The record is from RefSeq and is a predicted model, not a curated record.